This is a messenger RNA of Fomitopsis serialis, 1272 nucleotides long. RefSeq lists its product as uncharacterized. NCBI's taxonomy places the organism in Eukaryota, Fungi, Basidiomycota, Agaricomycetes, Polyporales, Fomitopsidaceae. The transcript has 3 exons. The record is from RefSeq and is a predicted model, not a curated record. The coding region runs from base 1 to 1272 and encodes 423 amino acids.
AUGUCCAUCACCCCGGACGUGUUGCAUCAGCUGUACCAGGGGGUGUUCAAACACCUGGUCUCAUGGUGCCAGGAUCUCCUCAGCCCGGAGGAGCUCAACAACCUUUCCCGUUGUCUCCCAGGCGCAUACGGCAUUUGGCACUUUAAGAACGGGAUAUCCUCUCUUGCCCAGGUGUCAGGCAAGGAAAGGAAGGAAAUGGCGUGCAUCCUCCUAGCCUGUCUUGUCGGCAAGAUACCGAAGGCUGUCAUGCUCACCUUCCAGUCGAUUCUUGACUUCAUCUACCUCACGCAGUACCCGACUCAUGAUGACACCACUCUAGGAUAUAUGACCGACACUCUGAAGACGUACCACAAGAACAAAGAUGUCUUGAUCAAGCUUGGAAUCCGGGAACACUUCAAUAUCCCUAAGUUUCACUCGCUGAUGCAUUACGUGGAUUCCAUCCACCAGUUUGGCACCACCGACAACUACAACACUGAGAUGUUCGAACGUCUCCACAUCGACUUCGCCAAAAAGGUGUGGCGCACCUCAAAUCACCAGGACGAGUUCCCCCAAAUGAUGAAAUGGAUCACGUCGCCUCAGCAGCAUCUAACUUGUAUCCAGGAGCGGCACAAUGCUCCUGGUUUCUCCACUGCCUUGACUGCCUUCAUCAAUGAUAUACAGCCAUCCGAACUUCGACUGAACCACCACGACCUCUCUCGAACGUGGCUACCUUUUGAUUGGCUGGAUGUCUACCACAAAGCCCGCUUCAGUCCUUUUGCACUGUCCGAUGGUAAAGAGGAGCAAGAUGUCAUCAAGUCUAUCCCCGGCUCAGCUAUCAAGGGAAGGAUGGCGCGGUUUGACACCGUCAUUGCCCUUGAGAACGGGGAAGCCAAAUCCACAGGGGUUAGAGGUACACGAGCAGCAAGAUUGAAGGUAAUAUUCAGGCUGCCUGAGAAGCUCCCGGCUCGCCAAGGCGGCAGAUGUUCACCCUCAUGGUGGCCCAAAGGACCACUGGCUUAUGUCCAGUGGUACUCGAGAUUUGCAAGUGCCGCUGAUCCCAUCCACCUCAUGUACACUGUAAAUCGACCACCACUACGUUCAGAUGGCCUUCCGCCUGGGCAGAUCAUUCUGCUCUCGCAGAUACGUCAGUUGUGUCAGCUUGUGCCCGCUUUCCCCGACGGGUCCCGAGGUACAGUGCCCCCAAAUUGGACCUCGGAGAACGUGCUAGACGAGGCAAACCGACUCUUACUGAAUAACUGGGCUGGGAUGUACGCUUAUCAGACACUGUGGUAG